AGCGCUGAAUGAAUAGUAGUAUACAUACAUAACCCAUAGUAUGGUAUACAUACAUAACCGAUUUCUUCCUAAUGUUGCGUAUACGCAACACGAAGUUUAUAUAAUUAAUUAUCAGUAAUUAUUUUUUUUCACGAAGUGUUAGACUAAUUGUAAAAUAAGUUCAUUUUGACUGCAUUUUGUGAAGUUAAACUUCGUGUUGCGUAUACGCAACAUUGGGAAGAAAUGGUAGGUUAAGUACGCAACAUCGGUGCAUCGUCAUUAGUGGGAUAUACAUUAGUGAUUGAUUAGGAUUUUUUUUAUUAAACAUCAGUGAUUGAUUAAGAAUAUAUAUAUACAUUAAGCACGUAACAUCAGUGCAUCGUCAUCAUCAGUGGAAUACAUUAGUAAUUGAUUAGGAUAUUUUUUGAUUAAACAUCAGUGAUUGAUUAAGAAGAAGUUUACGAAUUUGCGCAGAAAGAAGCUUCGGACAUUUCUGCUAUAGAAAAUCUCAAGGACUUCACACCGCCGCGAAAGAAGAAAAAAGCAUCGGUUGUAGUCUAUGCAUUGCCGGAAAAUACAACUUAAGAAGGACUCGGGUGCUAAUCACGUGCAUAAUUUUGCACCUUGUGAUCAUCCUGGCUGUCAGUGUGAUAAUUCAUGCCCAUGUAUACAAGCACAAAACUUCUACGAGAAGUUUUAUCAGUGCAGCAGCGAAUGCCAGAACAGAUUUCCUGAGUGUAGGUGCAAAGCGCAAUGCAAUACAAAUCAGUGUCCUUGUUAUCUGGCUGUCAGGGAAUGUGAUCUGGAUCUUUGCCAAACCGAAAUUAUCAAUCAAAACGAAGCUGACAGGCGGCGAAAAGUAUAUGAUAAAUAUAUGUGUAGUUUCCUUUUUAAUCUUAACAAUGUUUCAGAUUUUGUUAUAGACGCGACACGGAAAGGGAAUAAAAUAAAGUUCGCUAAUCACUCAAUAAAUCCAAAUUGUUAUGCAAAAGUGAUGAUGGUAAACGGUGAUCAUGGAAUAGGUAUUUUUGCUAAGAGAGCGAUUCAACCUGGUGAAGAAUUAUUUUUUGACUAUAGAUAUGGACCAACGGAACAAUUAAAAUUCGUCGGUAUCGAGCGAGAAAUGGAGUUUCUUUAAUAUAUAUAUUAAUAUAUAUAUAUAUAUUAUAUGGACUUUUACACGUAUAAAUGGUGCAUCAAGCGAAUACAUAAAGCUGAAAUGUUAGAAAGGAAAUAAGCACUGCCUGAUUUUGUGAUGAUACUUAACUACUGAGUUUAUUAAGAUUCGAGAGUACAUAUUCAACUCCUGCCCCUAAUCAUGAUACGAUAUAUUAACAAAAGAAAAUUUCGACUCAGUAAUAAGAUAAAAAAGAAAUGUCGGACGCAAAGGAGUGGGGCUAUGCGUGCAUCGCUACGAGAGCGCUGAAGGAGCACAUAGCAGCGAAUGCGAUAUAUAUUUAUAAAUAAU
Molecule: messenger RNA, 1447 nt
Organism: Harpegnathos saltator (Jerdon's jumping ant)
Lineage: Eukaryota; Metazoa; Arthropoda; Insecta; Hymenoptera; Formicidae
Product: histone-lysine N-methyltransferase E(z)-like
Exons: 7
Coding region: 539-1117 (192 amino acids)
Biological process (GO): heterochromatin formation
Cellular component (GO): ESC/E(Z) complex; nucleus
Molecular function (GO): histone H3K27 methyltransferase activity; chromatin binding; protein binding
Source: RefSeq, a predicted model, not a curated record